This is a messenger RNA of Hypoxylon trugodes, 1258 nucleotides long. RefSeq names its product P-loop containing nucleoside triphosphate hydrolase protein. Gene Ontology annotation, molecular function: GTP binding; GTPase activity. The record is from RefSeq and is a predicted model, not a curated record. Lineage: Eukaryota; Fungi; Ascomycota; Sordariomycetes; Xylariales; Hypoxylaceae. The transcript has 6 exons. Bases 1 to 1122 code for a protein of 373 amino acids. Gene Ontology annotation, biological process: small GTPase-mediated signal transduction.
AUGACGACAGGAUCUGGGCUCCCUUCCCGCGAGGCGGGCAAGUCUCGCGAAUUUCGCAUCCCUAUUGCGAAAAGCUUCUCUUUCACCAUUCCCGAGAUCUUUCGACCGUCGAAUCCCUUCCUCGUCCGUUGGAUUGAUAAUUUACCUGCUUCUGUUGAACGCGAGAAGCCUUUGGAGCCUGCUCAUAUCCAAGCCCCGAAGCGUGCCUUGGACUCCGUUUAUUCUGAGCAUAACAAUGAAGAAGUUUGUAGCCACCGUACCAAGCGAGCAAAGAUCACGACUCCAUCCGCAGACCAUGGUCUUAGCGUAGAGAAGCGACGAAGCAGCGUCGCUGAGUCGAGUCGUAGCCUUCUUCGCCGCGUGUCAACUGCCUGCCAUCGUGCCGUUUCGUUCCACUCCCACCACACACGCAAUGAGACACCUUCUGGUUCCCCCGUUCGCGCGUCGCUCUCGCCACUUGGUACACCCCUUUUGGUAACCGAUAGACCUCGCAUGAGAUUUGUCCUUGUUGGUGACUCUGGCUGCGGAAAAUCAAGUCUAUUGCUUCGUUAUUAUCGUGAUACUUUCACUGAGACAUACACCAAGACCCAGUACGAGCUAUUCACCAAAAUCGAGACAGUAGACGAGAAAGAGGUAGACCUCGAGCUCUGGGAUACAUCCGGCGACCUCGGCCUUCACCAGCUUCAACUUCUCUCCUACCUCGCCUGGGACGCGGUGUUCCUCUGCUUCAGCGUCGAUAGCACCGUACGCUUUGCCAAUGCUCAGACUCAGUGGGUCGACGAAAUCCGCAAGUAUUGUGGCGACAUCCCUAUCAUCCUUCUUGGCCUGAAGAAGGAUACGCGAAUGGGAACUGGUAUUUGGGCACCGCUGUACCCUCACAUUCAAGCCCGUAUCACUGCUACAGAGGGUUCUACAGCCGCGACCAUCAUGCGCGCGGUCAAGUACAUCGAGUGCUCAGCCAAGACGGGCGAAAACGUCGAACGCGUAUUCCAAGAAGGUAUACGCACGGUACUUUGCGGACGAGACGAAGAGAAAGACCUUGCGCGAGUCCGUAAGGCAUACGAAGACGAAGAGGACGCGCCACCCGCUAAGUCUUUUGCGAAGUUUAUGUGCUUUGCGUAGGAAAUCGGCGAUAAUUCACCAGCUGUGUUGGGCUGGAUUGGAAUUUAAUGUGGAAAUAACCAUGGGCGGGGAACUCGGGGCACUUGUACAUCGCCCUACUAUUAUGAGGGAAUCGUGUUUGGUUUGGUAGUGUCGU